This is a messenger RNA of Capsicum annuum, 668 nucleotides long. RefSeq names its product 70 kDa peptidyl-prolyl isomerase-like. Gene Ontology annotation, biological process: protein peptidyl-prolyl isomerization. The transcript has 3 exons. Gene Ontology annotation, cellular component: cytoplasm. The record is from RefSeq and is a predicted model, not a curated record. Gene Ontology annotation, molecular function: peptidyl-prolyl cis-trans isomerase activity. Bases 93 to 653 code for a protein of 186 amino acids. Lineage: Eukaryota; Viridiplantae; Streptophyta; Magnoliopsida; Solanales; Solanaceae.
GUGUGGGAAACUAACUUAUCUACAAUUUGAAGUUCUCCUUUGUCUACUACAACAAACUUAUCUUCUUUUUACUAAACAGAAAAAAAGCAAAAAUGGGAGAUUUUAAUUCUAAGAAAAUUAACAAAGUGAAUUUUGGAACUUAUAUUCAAGAAUUACCAAAGAGAGAAAUUGGGAAAGAAGGCUUGAGAAAAAAGAUUUUGCAAAAAGGGAAUUCUUGGAAGACACCAUUUCCUGGUGAUGAAAUCCAAGUUCAUUACGGAGUGAAACUUCAAGAUGGGGAAUAUUUUGAUUCAAGCUACGAUAAAGGAAAGCCUUUUACAUUCAAGCUAGGACAAGGUGAAGUUAUUAAAGGAUGGGAUGAAGGAAUUGCAACAAUGAAAAAGAGUGAAAGAGCAAUUUUCACAAUUCCACCAAAUUUGGGUUAUGGAGAAAUUGGUUCACCACCUCUAAUUCCUCCAAAUUCAACACUCAUUUUUGAAAUAGAAUUGGUUUCUUGGAAUUCAAUUAGAGAUAUAAGUGGAGAUGGAGGAAUAUCCAAGAAAAUAAUAAAAGAAGGUGAAGGAUGGGCUACACCUAAAGAUGUAGAUGAAGUACUAGGUAAAAUUUCUUGCCUUAUUUCAUUUAAUUUAUUAUUAGUAUACGCGUCACCUUGAAAUUUCAUUUCUGUA